Messenger RNA from Papilio machaon (common yellow swallowtail), 2331 nucleotides. RefSeq lists its product as uncharacterized. NCBI's taxonomy places the organism in Eukaryota, Metazoa, Arthropoda, Insecta, Lepidoptera, Papilionidae. The record is from RefSeq and is a predicted model, not a curated record. The transcript has 7 exons. The coding region runs from base 1 to 2331 and encodes 776 amino acids.
AUGACAAUUUGGCUUAUAUUGGUCUUCGCUGUACUGAUUUCUGCUAAUCCCAAAGAAGCGCAAUAUGAAUGUGGUGAACACGGAAGGUUCGAAUAUUGUAUCGAUGGGAUCCCUGGCUGUGUUAUCGGCUGUCAUUGCCACCCCGGAUAUUACUUCGAUACCGAUACGAAAAUAUGUGAACAUAAUUCCAAUUUAUUAGACACAUAUCGACGACAAUAUGCAGCAGAACCGACCAGAAUUUCAAUAUCACAAAUGGAUUAUCCUGAGCUUAUUCCCCAGACUCCUUCUCCAGCUCCCAAUGUUAUAGAUGAUCAUGUAGAUAACAUAGCAAAAAAUGCGGACGACCUUGGCGAUUGGCUUUAUAACCAGUUCUACAAAACAAUUGAAAGCCAAGUUAUUAACAAUACAAAUAAAAACGGCAUUACAAGAAGAAGCGGAAAAGUCAGCAACGUCAAUAUGAACGCAAAGAAAAGCCGCAAAACUGAUAAGAAAGGUUCAUCGAAAAAGAAACUCAAGCAAGACGAUUUAAGAAGAAAAUUGUUGAGAAUAACAGAAGAUGACAGCCUAUUCAACUCAGAUUCGGAAACGGAUAGUUCAGACGCCUCUAAUUCUAGUAAAGAGGAAGAUGAAAGUGAUAAAAAGGGCCAUGGACAUAAAAAAUUCGUAAUAGUAAACAAGAAACCAAAGCCUCCACUGCCCUCUUUUGUUUUUCUGCCGAACAUAGAAACUCCAUUCUACCCCCCAGUUGGCUUGCCACCUCCAGUCUUACCCAUGUACCCCAUGGUGCCUGUACCACCCGUUCUUCCUGGUUUUCCUGCACCGAAUAUGUUACCCGAUUGUGAGGAAAAAUCCUCACCACCAGGAACAGAGUCUUCACCUACAACUACAGCUGCAUCGACGGUUUCCUCAAGCGCAGCAUCCACAGGACAGCCGACAGUAGCUGAAACGACAACAGAUGUUAUAACUACUGUCAGUCAAGCACCAGGCACUCUUCGAAAAAAUAAAAGGAAAAAGAUGCUGAUGUAUAAUGGCGGAAUGGAUCCACUACGUCGUUUGAGACAAUUAGUUCAAAAUUCUGGUCUUAAUAACAUACAACAAAAAACGCAAGUAGAUCCGAUGGAGGAAACCGAUCCGUCAUCUACAGAAAUACAAGAUACAUUCCAAAUCGAUCCAUUUGCUAAUCUUGAAUUACAGCAUAGAACUAACAUUAAGUCACCGCUAGUUGACAACGAUAUAGCUAAUUUCAAAUAUUUAUCAGAGUUGAUUCAUAGAGUCAAUUUAAAUGAUACAGAUAAAACAGUUGUUCCACGGAUAAAGCCAAUUGUUAGAAAUCGAAAACCACUCAUAAUUAAUCAAAAGAAAACUCGGAUUCCUAUACUACCACCGAAAAUCGAAGAACCCAGUCGAAGAUUUAAUAUUGAAAUGUAUCCUCAGGAAUCUAAAACAGCAGACGAUAUGUUUUACUCUAAGCUUGGUAAACAGAUAGCAACACUUAUAAGGGGCGUCGAUUCAAAAAAUAAUCGACAAAUCGACAUUGAAAUCGAGCAUUUAGAUCAGAAUACACCGAGCUACCCCAUAUUUAGUGAACUCAGUUAUGCACCGCACUCGUAUUGGGAGAGAUUUGCUAGGUCUCCCAAGAAUUAUCUUGAACAGUACCGCAAAAAAAACGAGCAUCGCAAGAAAAGUAACGAAAACCUAUAUAAUAUCGAAGACAAAGUUGAAUUCUUAGCAUCAACAAUGCUACCAUUGAGUUUACAAGAAAUUGAGAAUUUUAUCAAAGGCAUUCCAGAUAUUGAAGAAGAUGUAGGGGAGUACUCACCACAUAAAUAUCAACAGUCUUGUAACAAAACUCUUAAUAUUAAUUUGUGGCCGGAGGAACCAUCAGCUGUUAAUGCAAUACCAUAUCAUGCUAAGCCAAUCAUAUAUAAAUCUCCACCGCAUUUUAACAACACAAAGGAAAAAACAUCGGAAAACGGUUCGAAAUUAAAAGGUUUUCAUAUGCAGAACGUCUAUUCUACGUGGGUCGACAGAGACCAUUCCCCUCACAAAAUCCUUGCCAAUAUAGUACAAAAUAUUAGACUCGAGAAAAUUAGUGACGACAAUAAUAGAAAAAAUUCUAAAAAGAAGAAAGUAAAUUAUGGUAAUAUACCAGUUAAACAGUUUACCCUAGCCCCCACCAGGCGGUCACACAAGGCGGCCGUACUGAAAUCGCUCUCGCCUUUCGAUUAUAAUAAGAAAUUUGUACAGGAUAAUAACCCUUUUUAUGAUAAAACGGAUGAAUUCAAAUAUCCAGUAGAAAACUCAGCACAAUGCCUGAUGGGCGAUGUGUGA